This is a messenger RNA of Thlaspi arvense, 1662 nucleotides long. NCBI's taxonomy places the organism in Eukaryota, Viridiplantae, Streptophyta, Magnoliopsida, Brassicales, Brassicaceae. The record is from the annotation of a GenBank genome assembly.
AUGUACGAGAAUGGUCAACCAAACAAUGGAUCAUUCCAUGGUGAAUCAUACAAAGGUUUCACGCAGACGUUUGAGAUUAACCGUCUAAAACAUGAACAUCUUGAAUCUAUCGACGGCUACUACACAGAGUCAAGUGGGAUUCAAGCACUUCAGUUCAGAACCAACUUGAGAAUUUCUGAACUGAUGGGAUAUGAUGAUAAGGGUAUUAAAUUUACUCUAGCAGUGGAGGGAAAAAAGAUCAUUGGGCUUCACGGAUCAACUCAAUCAAAUAUCUUCUCUCUUGGAGCAUAUUUCAACUCGGCUACACCUAUCAGAAUGGAAGUGAGAGGGGGCAAAGAAGGCAAAGAGUGGGAUGAUGGAGCCGACCAUGAGGGUGUAACAAAGAUACACGUACGAGGUGGUCUUAAAGGCAUACAAUACAUUCAGUUUGAAUAUGUCAAAGAUGGUCUGUUGAAAAAUGGAUCAGUCCAUGGUUCUAUCUCCGGUGGAGGUUUCACGCCCGCGUUUGAGAUUAAACAUGAUGAGCAAGAAUGUUUGGUAUCAGUGGAGGGAUACUAUGACGAAGCGACCAGGGUCAUACAAGGUCUUCAAUUCAAGACAAACAUGAAUACUUCAAAGCUGAUGGGAUACAAAAAGGGUAAGAAGUUUAGCAUUUCAGCCAAUGUAAUGAAGAUUAUUGGAUUCCAUGGAUAUGCUGAGAAGAACUUAAGCUCUCUUGGCGCAUAUUUCACAACGCUUUCUCCUAUGAAAUCCGAAUGCCAAGGUGCUACUAAAGGUGGAGACCUUUGGGAUGAUGGUGCUUUCGAGGGCGUUAGAAAAGUGUACGUCUACUACGAACAUAACUACAUAAUGUUUAUCAGUUUUGACUACCAAAACGAUGGCCAAGCAGAAAAGCGUGAUCAUGGAUAUAAAGAUGGAUUCACUGGACAAGAAGCCGAGGUAACAAGAAGUGUUUUCAAUCUACAGUUUGUGGUCGACUAUCCAAAUGAAUAUAUCACUUCUGUGGAGGGGACUUUCAGUACCGAGAGUGAUAUGUGGAUUACGACGUUGACUUUCAAAACAUCCCAAGGGAGAAUUUCACAGAAAUUUGGAAAUGAGCAUUUAGGAGAUCAACGAAUCUUGCUAGAGAGCAAAGGUUGUGCUCUUGUUGGGUUCCAUGGACGGUCUGAUGAUUCUGUUCUCUUGGCUAUUGGAGCAUAUUUUUAUCCGAUGCAACAACCUUCUCCUGAUGCAAAGAAGCUAGAUGCAAAAGGUGGUCAUGGAGGAGCUUCUUGGGACGAUGGUAGUUUCGAAGGUGUUAGAAAGAUAUACAUUGGACUAAGCCAAAACGCUGUAGCUUUCGUCAAGUUUAUGUACUACAAAGACGCUCGUAUGGUCUUUGGAGAUGAUCAUGGGAACAAGAACCAGCUAUUUGGAGUCCAAGAGUUCGAGCUGAAUUAUCCAAUGGAAUAUGUCACAUCAGUGGAAGGUAGUUAUGAUAAUAAAUCAGGAGCUAUCACCAUGCUUAGGUUCAUUACCAAUAGACAAACCUCCCAAGACUUUGGACUCGCUACAACAUCAAGCUUCGCACACCACAAAGUUGAUCACAUGAUCGUUGGGUUCCAUGGAAAAUCCAGUAACAUGCUUCUCCACAAAAUUGGAGUCGAUGUCAUACCAAUCUGA